UAAACUUUAGGCUUUCCCUUUCUCAGCCACAAGAUAAAAUAUCUUUUUUUGGUAGAACACAAGAAAAAAUAUCUUCACGCCCUCGAGAAGGAGAGAGAGGGUCGUGGGAGGCAGAGACUAGAGAGUGCUCUGGAGGUAGAGAAUUGCAGAGAGAGAGAGAGAGAGAGAGAGAGAGCAUUCGUAGCAUUGCGCAAGAAUUGCAGAGGAUUCAAAUCCUUGGUCGGUGGGCUUUGAUGUUGUAAUCGGAAAUACCACCGGGAAACUGAACAAAACCAGAUAAAAACGGCCAAUCUCCAUCUCUCCUUCUUUCUCUCUCUUAUAAUUUACAAUUUUCCGAACUCGUAUUGGUGGGUAUCUCACUGCUUUCUUUCCUUUCGCUUGGAUUAAUUUUUUUUUUCCUGUUCUCAAAGGUAGGGUUUUUGCUAGCUAGAUGCUUCGCUUAAUUGGGAAAAAUGCCGCUCUUCUCAAAGGCAGGGUUUUAGCAUUUGAGAAUGGUUUGGUUUGAGAUUUAGCUUCAUUCUGUGCAGAAAUAAGAAUGGCGAGAGAGAAAUUCAGAUUAAAAAGAGCGAUAACACGGCGGCGAGGCAGGCUACUUUCUCGAAAAGAAGAAGAGGGAUUUUUAAGAAGGCUGAGGAGCUCUCCAUCCUUUGCGAUGCCGAGGUCGCUCUCAUCAUUUUCUCCUCAACUGGAAAGCUCUUCGAGUAUGGUCGCACUAGACAUUUUUUCUGUAUUCAUGCUUGAUUAUGAUGGGGCCUUGAUUUUUUGUAUCCUUAUCAGUUAUAUAUAUAUAUAUAUAUAUAGCGCCUCAAACGUCGCUGCUCACAGGAUUACUGUUACCUCUCCCCACCAAAGUCUUAACACUGAUACCUGUUGGCGCUCGUGGAUUGGAGUCUGGAGAAGGACUACAAGGAGAGAGGAGACAACAAACAGAGCCGUGAGAAUACUAACAAAACUUUCAACCUCUUACAAUGUAUUGCUUUUCUUAUUCAGCAUCUUUUUGAAGCUCAAUAUUUCUUAUUGAUCUCAAAUAAUGCAGUAUCAUUUUACUA
Messenger RNA from Macadamia integrifolia, 1049 nucleotides. RefSeq lists its product as uncharacterized. The transcript is spliced from 3 exons. NCBI's taxonomy places the organism in Eukaryota, Viridiplantae, Streptophyta, Magnoliopsida, Proteales, Proteaceae. The record is from RefSeq and is a predicted model, not a curated record. Bases 536 to 1021 code for a protein of 161 amino acids.